UCAUUCUGCAAAAUAAAGUUAGUAAUUCGCAAUUCAUAUUUAGGAUAGUCGUUUGGUGUGCCGGUUUUCGAGUACAAAAUUAUUGUAAUAUACUUUAUAUAAAUUAUAGGUAUACCUAUGUAUUGUGAAUUUUAUUUUUUUUCACGUUAAAAUUAGUCUAUUUCUCUAUUGAUAUUUUUGUCUUCACACGGAUCAAUAUGUUUGUGACAAAAUGUUUGCCAUAAGCAGGAAUGUCUAUUAUUUAAAUGAACAUGGCCCACUUCCCAUCGGGAAAAGUCCUGAUAUUUCGCUGGCAUUGUCUGUUACUGGCGCAACAAUUUUUUAAAAUGGCUAGAUUACAAUCUUUUAAAUCAGCUAAGAUCUGCAUACCAUUCGUUCGUCAUUAUGGUAGUGUUUACGAACCUGAUUAUUUGGACAUGUUAAAACCAGACAUUCCUGAAUAUGAGAAAGUAAAUAUUCAAAUCAAAGGUUACGACUUCGCAAUAUUAGAAUCGUUUCAAAAACUUGUGCACACUAUUGCUGAAAAUAUGGACCUUGAAGUAUCUGAUGGCUGGGCAUUACCUCCAAAAACAAUAAAUGUCAAACGAUUUAUUGCCAAUAGUGAAAAUGUUGAAACUCAAUACACAUUGAAUGUUUAUGAACGCAACAUACAAGUGGUUGAUGUUCCCAGUACUAAGCUUUCCUUACUUAUUGAGGUAGUAGAAGACUCAUUGCCUGCUGGUGUUAAGGCAUCAAUUCACAGGCACACAGAGGAGCAAGAAACACUCAGAUACAUACCUGACAAUGAACUGAAAACGUUGAAAGUACAACUUGAAGAAAUGGGUGGCUCAAGAAAAAAAAAGUGAGUUUAUGACUUACUUUUAUUGUUAAAUUUUGUAACAUUAUGUAGUACCUAAAUAUAAUUAUGUUGUAAGUAAUAUAACACAAUUUGUGAAAAUUUAAA
This is a messenger RNA of Rhopalosiphum padi (bird cherry-oat aphid), 943 nucleotides long. RefSeq lists its product as uncharacterized. NCBI's taxonomy places the organism in Eukaryota, Metazoa, Arthropoda, Insecta, Hemiptera, Aphididae. Gene Ontology annotation, cellular component: mitochondrial ribosome. The record is from RefSeq and is a predicted model, not a curated record. The transcript has 5 exons. The coding region runs from base 246 to 845 and encodes 199 amino acids.